Centruroides sculpturatus (bark scorpion) is the source of this 1670-nucleotide messenger RNA. Its product is annotated as transmembrane protein 135-like. Lineage: Eukaryota; Metazoa; Arthropoda; Arachnida; Scorpiones; Buthidae. The transcript has 13 exons. The record is from RefSeq and is a predicted model, not a curated record. Bases 160 to 1533 code for a protein of 457 amino acids.
UUUCGCCAGAUGUUUGCGCGUGGUGUUACGCGCGUUACUAGUGAUUGCUAGGCAACGAAGGAUGAAACCCUGACUUUAACCGCGUUUGUUUUAAUUAACCACGUGGAUAUGUUUAGGUAAAUUUUGUCAAAAUUGUACACAGUGAAGAAAAAAAAAAACAUGGCCGUCCUCAGUACUUUGAGAGAAAUGAGUCUUCCAUACAAUUGUUACGAAGUGGGACAUACUUGGUCUCCUUUCUGUACCGAUGCCGCUUUGAAAAUUGCCUUUGAUUGCAUGAGAGAAUCGCUAAAGAUGUACGCUUCUCUAUACGGGUUAUCUCAGAUACUUCAGAAGAAAUUUUCUAUUGAAGCGUGUUUGAAGACUUUACAAAGCAGUAUAACGUCAUCUUGUUUCCUCUCGUUCAAUGUUUUUUCAUUUGUUUUCUUUUUUUGUUUACUUAGGAAAUGGAUGGGGAAAUUUUAUUACUUCCAUUGUUCCUAUUUACCAGGUUUUGCUGCAAGUUUUCUUGCGAUAUUGAUUGAGAAAAAGAACAGACAACAGGCUUUGGCUUUAUAUGUAACAAAUGUGGCAACUGAGACAUUAUUUAGAAUGUUUGCCAGUAGAGGAAUUGUUAAACCCAUUCCACAUGGUGAGGUUUUAUUGUUUGGCGGAGUAAUGGCAUUUUUUCUUUAUUCUAGCCGCAAAUAUGGUUAUUCCAAUGAUAUUGUUAGUGCUUGUCUCCGUUAUUUAAUUGGUACAGAAGAAAAUAAACGGUCUCCUAAAUGUAAAAAUGUUGAUAAUGGCGUGCCUUAUGAAACCUUAAUAGAUGAUGAUAAUCAUAAUAAAAUUCAAAAAAUAAAAAAAAUCUUUCGGUAUGAAUAUUUGAAACAUCAUUCAUGCCCUCAUAACGAUAUAUGUCCUAUAUAUGUGUCAAAGGGAUUUUUAUUUAAUUUUGCAAUAGGUUAUGGUGUUAAACUGGCAUUAAAGAUAUUGUCAAAGCCAAAAGCAUUUGUAAAAAAUCCUUUUAUCAUAUUUAAAGAGUUAACAAAUACUAAUUUAUUGAAUUCUGGAUUAUUUUUAGGAGGAUUCUCAGGAAUAUAUAAACUUGUAUCAUGCUUUCUGAGGUGGACACAAGGGAGAAAUGAAAAUUGGCAUGCGAUUCCAGCUGGAAUGUUAGCAAGCUGUAGUAUGUUUGUUUACCCUUCACCAUCAUUAGCAUUAUAUCUUUUUUGGAAAAUUAUUGAAAGAGGAUAUCUAAAUGGAAUGUCAAAAGGAGUGUUACCUUAUAUACCAGGAGGAAUAUUAGUACUUUAUGCAGUAUCAACUGCACUUCUACUUUAUGCAGCUAUUCUUGAACCCCAUCAUUUAAAGCCUGCUUAUUUAAAUUUUCUCCAGCGUGUAACAAAUAAUAAGUUGGCUCAAAUGAACAGGAAUGUAUUGGAUAUUUUUGGUACACAUGCUUCAAAAUUAUACCAGGAUUUCUUUCCUGAACUUGAUUUAAGAUACACCAGUCAUUCAUUCCAAGAAACAGUAUUAGUCUGGCUUAUUCAUUGAGAUGUUUAGACCCACCGAAUUGUACUCAAUAAACAAUUCUGAUAUUAUUUUUGUUUGUUAAAUUUAAUUAUUUCCUUAUAAUUUUUAAUGAUUAUAAAUAUUUACAAUUCUUACUCCAAAAAUGUUAAUAUAGAUUU